UUUCCAGUCACGUGACGUACAGCUGUCUGAACGUCACAGCAGUCCUCGGUCUGGAUAAUUGUACACGAGCGAAAGAUGGCGUUCACAUUCGCGGCCUUUUGUUAUAUGCUGGCGCUACUGCUGACGGCGGCGCUUAUCUUCUUCGCUAUUUGGCAUAUAAUUGCUUUUGAUGAGCUGAAGACUGACUAUAAGAAUCCUAUAGACCAAUGUAACACGUUAAACCCGCUCGUCUUGCCGGAGUACCUCAUCCAUGUGUUCUUCUGCGUAAUGUUCCUGUGCGCCACAGAAUGGCUGACGCUUGGACUCAACAUACCCCUGCUGGCCUAUCACAUCUGGAGGUAUAUGAGCCGCCCUGUGAUGAGUGGACCUGGAUUGUAUGACCCCACUACAAUAAUGAAUGCAGAUAUUCUGGCAUACUGUCAGAAGGAGGGCUGGUGCAAACUUGCAUUCUACCUCCUCUCAUUCUUCUACUAUCUUUACGGGAUGAUUUAUGUUCUGGUGAGCUCUUAAACUGGAUAGAGCUGGAAAGCAUAUAUGGAAGCGUUUGAGAUGCUGAUUUUAAAACCCAAAUGGAGCGGAAUUUGGACUCUGCCAUCUCUCUCAGUUCUGCUCGGCUGUUUCAAAUGGACAUUGACUUUAUUUACUUCUCAUUGGCAAAGAACGAUCCAGGAAUCAAGCAGCCUGCACAACUCCAGAACUACACAUGCAAAAAUGAACGAUUACCAACUCUUCAGUACAACUAGACUAGACUUACACACAUAUGCCGCACCAAUGCCAAAGCACUUCACACACUGAGAGCAUUAGUAGAUGAGAUGAGUUUACAUUGACCAGAUCAUGUCCAAAGCAGAGGCACAAGGGCUUCAACACUAUACCACUGAUGGAUAUGUGCAAAGAUUUUACUCUUGUGUUUUCAAACUGUAGGACAAAAUAAAGAUCUUGAUUGUAGCAUUUUUACAGACUUAUUUUAUCUUCUAUAUAUUACUGCCUUCCUCGUAGCUCAGUCAGUUCUUUAAUUUGUCAUUCAGAGUCUUGUGCUGCUUUGGUGGUUCAUGAUCUUGUAAGUCCAUGAAUUUGAACUCAUGCUGGUGGUCUGCUUCAUGUUGAUGGUUCUUAUCAGAUGAAUGCUCCAUUUCAAGUGUCAAAACCACUGUUUACUGUCUUGUUGGUAGCAAAUGAGAACUGAUGCUUUCAGUGUGUUGAAGGCUUUACUUCGCUCAUACCCUGGAAAUACUCCAUGUAACCUUUUUAAAUUUAUUUUUGUGUGCAUUUUGUAUUUCUAAGUGUAAUUGUUUUCUGAUUUAGUUUUACUUCCGUUAUGUUUUUGUGAGAUAGAAAUGAAUGUGGACACUGUUGAAUAAUUUUUGUUCAUAAUCACCAAGCUGGACCACCAAGGUGAUAUUCAGAAUAAUAGAUUAUUUUAGAUUUUCCCAGUUAUUUAGAUUUUUAUUUUUCUGUUUGCUGUUUUCCCCUGUGUGUAUGAAUCCAGCUUGAUGUGUGUUUGAAUGUAAUAAAGUCUUGCAAGAGCUGUAGUAAAAAGAUUUUUUUUUUCUUUUUGGCUUGUAAUAUUGUUUUAAAGAUCCCAAUAAAGCCCACCAUAGACAAAUCA
Cyprinus carpio (common carp) is the source of this 1606-nucleotide messenger RNA. RefSeq names its product protein cornichon homolog 1-like. The record is from RefSeq and is a predicted model, not a curated record. Gene Ontology annotation, biological process: vesicle-mediated transport. NCBI's taxonomy places the organism in Eukaryota, Metazoa, Chordata, Actinopteri, Cypriniformes, Cyprinidae.